Molecule: messenger RNA, 1110 nt
Organism: Cryptotermes secundus
Lineage: Eukaryota; Metazoa; Arthropoda; Insecta; Blattodea; Kalotermitidae
Product: RING finger and transmembrane domain-containing protein 2
Exons: 2
Coding region: 1-1110 (369 amino acids)
Biological process (GO): positive regulation of ERAD pathway
Molecular function (GO): ubiquitin protein ligase activity
Source: RefSeq, a predicted model, not a curated record
AUGCAAGAACUGCAGAAAGUCAUGGUAUUUCUCGGUCAUGGCUUCGGACACCUCAACAACAAAUGCAGAGCCAACAGCAGCCACCACCCCUGCCACCUAGAUCACAACAGCCGCCACCACUGCCACCUAGAUCACACCAGCAGUAACUCAACAACAACAACAACAACAACAACAAAAACAACAUCAACAACAAUACCAACAUGGCUGGCAGAUCCAACACUACAACUGCUGAAAAUUUCCUUAAUAACAUCGGAGAAGCUGCAGCUGCACACCAUACAGACCAGCACCAACAACAACAACAACAACAACAACAAUAAUGUGGAAGAUGCUGCAGAAAUGCUGCGUCAGAGUCCAGAAUCAAGACAUCAUGCUAAUGCAGUGGUAAAGCGGGAGAUUGCCAAACAGAGUCGGCGUAGGCUGUCAUCUUUGUUACUGAUUGUCUGCAAUCUCUUAGGAUGCAUUCUGUUCAUCUACUACAUGUUCCAAGACCAGAAGCUCUAUCUGAGCCUGGUCUUCAUUCCUCCAUACACGCAGCCUCUCAGCGUUUGGGAUGUACUGUGGAUUGUGGGUGUGACAGACUUUGUACUCAAGUUAGUCACAAUAAUCCUAAAAGUUUCCAUUGCAGCACUUCCUGUUUUUCUUCUACCCUACCAGAAAAGGGGAAAGUGCUACCUGUUUUUAGAAACCACAUCUCAGCUAUAUCGGAGCCUGGCCCCAAUCCAGCCAUGGUUAUACUACCUGCUGGAAUCUCAUCAGGGAACUGACAAGGUUGUUGGAGUAUUCCUGUCUGCAGCAUAUAUGGUGUCCAAGGGAACUGACCUUGUGAACAGAGUGAAACUCUGGCGAGGUGCUUUUUGGAAGUUGCUGCAGAAUGUGAAUCUUGGUGUGAGCCCAAACAAAGACCAGCUACCAACAGCUGGCAGUCAGUGCCCAAUCUGCCACGAUGAACAUGAAACUCCAGUUCUCCUCCAUUGUCAUCAUAUCUUCUGUGAAGCACGCAUUGCUACGUGGUUUGACAGAGAGCAGACAUGCCCUCUCUGUAACGCUAAUGUUGUAGAUGACCCAUCAUGGAGAGAUGGUGCUACAACAUAUUUUACCCAGCUUUAUUGA